Molecule: messenger RNA, 282 nt
Organism: Haemonchus placei
Lineage: Eukaryota; Metazoa; Nematoda; Chromadorea; Rhabditida; Trichostrongylidae
Source: the annotation of a GenBank genome assembly
AUGGAGUUGCAACACCUGCUGGUGCUUUGCUGCUACGGUGGUCAACCAUUUGUUGAUUUUCAUCUCACACCAGCUCAUUCAUCCACUCAACAGAUUGAUCCAACCGAUUGGCAAGCUAGUGAUAUUGCUGGUUAUGAACUCAUAUAUCCCCUUCAUGUUGACCGAAAAACUCCAAAAAAGCGGCGGCCCCAUGUUACAAUCGAAGCCGAAAAAGCUCAUAUUGCUGGUCAAAUAAAGGCUGUUAACAAUGGAACUCUCUCGUUGUUGUCGAGCGUAGAUUGA